Messenger RNA from Humulus lupulus (European hop), 1487 nucleotides. Its product is annotated as 25.3 kDa vesicle transport protein SEC22-1. Gene Ontology annotation, biological process: vesicle fusion with Golgi apparatus; endoplasmic reticulum to Golgi vesicle-mediated transport; retrograde vesicle-mediated transport, Golgi to endoplasmic reticulum. The transcript has 7 exons. Gene Ontology annotation, cellular component: endoplasmic reticulum membrane; SNARE complex; ER to Golgi transport vesicle membrane. Bases 515 to 1171 code for a protein of 218 amino acids. The record is from RefSeq and is a predicted model, not a curated record. Gene Ontology annotation, molecular function: SNAP receptor activity. NCBI's taxonomy places the organism in Eukaryota, Viridiplantae, Streptophyta, Magnoliopsida, Rosales, Cannabaceae.
CACCAUUUUGUAAAAUAUUAUUAAAAAGAAACCGGAUUGUAAUAUAACUAAAAAAAAAUUACAUUUUCACCGAUUACUCGUAUAAUACUGAUUAUGAUCCAUCCAUAUUUUAUUAGCAUUCAUUUUCCCUUUCAUUUAUUCCCAUUCCGAGUUUAUUAAACAAGCCAUAAAAUGGUUUCCGAUCUCUCUCCCCCACUCCAAUCCUCUGGUUUCUCGAUCUCUCUCACUCCAUUUGAGUUUUUUCGAGUUAUAUCGCUCUCCCAGUCUCUGACUCCAUAGAUACUGUAUGAGUUUUUCAUUUUUCCGAUCUGUCUAAUUUGAGCGUCUGUCAUCUUCCUUUUGCUCUCCUGUUACUCAGUUUGGUUCCCUGGGUUGGAGCAUUAAUUUCAUUCAGGUCGCUGACACAUUGUGGUUGCUCACCAAUUUUUGUAAUCUGAGGCCUGAGUAAUUGGUUUUUUGGUCUUCUACGUUUGACUCUGUUAAAGUUUGAUAUCUGGGAAUUUGGGUUCUCAGGAUGGUGAAGCUAACAAUGAUUGCUCGGGUCACUGACGGUCUUCCACUGGCAGAGGGACUCGAUGAUGGCCGUGAUAUUAGAGAUGUUGAAUUUUACAAACAGCAAGUCAAAGCUUUGUUUAAGAACCUCUCAAGAGGCCAAAAUGAGCCGUCAAGGAUGUCAGUUGAAACUGGGCCUUACAUCUUCCACUAUAUAAUAGAAGGGCGUGUCUGUUACUUGACAAUGUGUGACCGUGCCUACCCAAAGAAACUUGCUUUUCAAUACCUUGAAGACCUCAAGAAUGAAUUUGAGCGUGUUAAUGGGGCACAAAUUGAAACUGCUGCCAGACCUUAUGCCUUCAUUAAGUUCGAUACAUUCAUACAGAAAACAAAGAAAUUGUACCAGGACACUCAAACUCAGCGGAAUAUUUCAAAGUUGAAUGAUGAGCUCUAUGAAGUCCACCAAAUAAUGACUCGAAAUGUGCAGGAAGUCCUUGGCGUUGGUGAAAAGUUAGACCAGGUCAGUCAGAUGUCCAGUCGUCUAACAUCAGAAUCACGCAUAUAUGCUGAUAAGGCAAGGGAUCUAAAUCGUCAGGCGUUAAUUCGAAAGUGGGCUCCAGUUGCCAUUGUUCUUGGUGUUGUGUUCCUCCUCUUCUGGGUUAAAAACAAGCUCUGGUGAUCAGGUUGAGUUAUUAUUUUGGAGUAUGAUGUUUUCACUGGGCUAUAUAUAGCGGACUAACUUUUGCGUUGUCCAAACGUUAUGAUUGGGAAUUUAGAUUUGGUGCCACAGGCUCAUGAAUGAUUACGUGUUGUUACAAGUUCAUCUUAAUUGAUGGUUGAGGUUGUGAACUUGUAACUGAGUGCGGAGAGGAGACCCUUGUUAUCAGAUUAACUAGUAAAUUACAGUAUUGUAAGUGAAUAGAAUUUUCAUUUUUGGUACAUUGUAUCUGUCAUUCAUUCAGUUUCAAUUUUAAUAGAACGGCAUUUGAGGAAUA